This is a messenger RNA of Nothobranchius furzeri (turquoise killifish), 6099 nucleotides long. RefSeq names its product acid-sensing (proton-gated) ion channel 1c (gene asic1c). Gene Ontology annotation, molecular function: ligand-gated sodium channel activity. Gene Ontology annotation, biological process: sodium ion transmembrane transport. Gene Ontology annotation, cellular component: plasma membrane. The record is from RefSeq and is a predicted model, not a curated record. NCBI's taxonomy places the organism in Eukaryota, Metazoa, Chordata, Actinopteri, Cyprinodontiformes, Nothobranchiidae.
AUUAAAAAAUGAUCGUUUAGCAUUAAUGAAAUGAUACUCAGACCGCUCCGCCCUCUGUGACCAGAGUUCCGCUGUCGGUACCAGAUCUGCUCGGGGUGCUGCGCCUCCAAAUUACGUCACAGUAGAUGUUUGGCUGAACUUAGGACUUAUGGCAAUGAUGAUUUUGAUUGGUCAGAACGAAGUAACAGUUGUAGUCCUGUAGUCCAAAAACCAACUCUUUUGAGAGAAAAUAUGUUUAAAUUUCUAAAGGAAAUGUAAAAUAAAAGCAGCAAUAUCAACUGAUAUACGGUGACCCUCAAAAGCUCUCGAUUUUGAUGAAAUGGGGCAAAAUAAAAUAUGAGAACUUUAUUGAAAAGUCACCAAGCAACAUUUUGAGUGAAUGAGUGAAUACCAACUAAGGAAAUAUACAGACGAAUUCCACAUUAAUACAAACAGAUAUGGCUUCACAAAUAAGAACUGUUGCCUUUUUUUUUGGCAGUCUGAUGUUGAUUUUAUGUAGUUUCACAUUCUUUUCAAAACAAAUAUGAAAUGGUGUUUUAUUAACAAAAUACAAUUAUAAAGGAAAUAUUUAGGUGGUAACAAACAAGAGUUCUUAACAAAACUGCUGAUGUCUUUCUAAAACUUGAGUGUGAAAGCCGAGUGGAAAGCCAUAAUGUGAUGUCUUCAGCAGGCACAGGACCCCGAGCUGAUCUGGUACCAACACCUCAUUUGCAAGUUGAGAGUUGUUUUGUCGCUCCCUGCUGGUGGCGGGAGCUGACAUGGUGGAGCUGGAGUUUGCUUCCAGCACGUUUCCUACAUGUUUAAGAUCAUGCACACAGCAGAUUUGUUUGAUUUAGAGAUGGAUUGCUCUUCUAGAAACUAAUAGAAUAGAAUAAACUUUAUUGAUCCUACAGUGGGGAAAUUCACUUGUUACAGCAGCACCUACACUUAGAGAAUAAUUUGAUAAAAAAUAGUAAUGAAGGCUGUGGAGGCAUUUCAGCAGUUAGAUUAAGGUGUUAAAAAGAGGAACACUGCGAGGAAACAUGUUUCAUUUUCUGUUUAACCUCAGUGAAUUCAUAAUAGACACUAGGGGGUGCUAAAGGCAAGCAAAACUGCCUAGUAUUCCUUUAAAAAAAUCAUAGUUAAAAGAAACAAAUUGUUGCUGAAGAGAAACAUUAAAGGCCAACCCAGACCUUGAAGAUCAAUAAUUGUAAUUUCAAGAACAGCAGGUUUUAUUAGCAUGAUAUUUAAAGAUACAGAACUAAAAUACCAUACUUUUAAUGAGCAAAUGUCUUACAUUUAAAACAUAAAAACAGCCAUAAAUACGUUGUAGAGAGCUGAUGAAGCGUGACGUUGCGAGGAUCUAUAAAAACAUACAAACCAAGAAGAUGGAUUGAUGGGUGGGUGCAGACGCGUGGCAUGUUAAAGGAUAGAGGUUAUAAUGCCAUCUACGUAUACUGUAAAUACUACCUGACAGACCCAGGUCCAACCUCACUUGGCUUAUUCACUUUUUUUAACUGAACAUCUAAAAGCUAAUCAAUUCCAGCCCAGACAGAUCCUUAACAAGAUUAUCUGAAAUCGCCUUGGGGUUUUAGCUCAGCAAACACUCACCUCUGAUCAUGAAUUGUAAUAUAUAAAGGCAGGAGAAGACGUUAAUAAUUGAUGCUUUUACAAAACACAUGAUAGGGAGGCAGCUGCAGUGAGAUGGACGAUUGAUGUUUGCUACAAACGUAAGAAAUUAGUAUUGACUGAAGCUUAAUGGGAUAUUAUUUUUUAGUUUAUGUUUCUCAUCUUGGAUACUCUAUAUGCUUUGGUUCCGUUGAAUAGAAUGGUCUGGGUCGAAGCAGAUCAUCAUGGACCAGUGUGGACCAUUAAGGGUCAGCAAUUUCAGGAAAGCAUUUUGAUUGCCAGUUGGACACUUGGAAGGCGGGGUUAAACUCAAAUGCAUAGCAUCUUGUAUGAGGCUAUUGUCCAUGAUAGUAAAGAAUGUUAGUAGUUCUGAGGCUGAUCAAAUAUUGCCAUUCUGGCAUCUUCUCACGUAGUUGUACAAAUAAUGGUACAAACAAGAACACUCUGGUGUUUAUUUUGCUUGUCACAAGCAGUGACGUUUUUCUGUACCCCAAUUAUUGUAAUGUGUUGUGUGACACCGGCUGCACUGCCCUAACCAGAUCACUGAUGCACUGAAGGGGGCCAUGAACGAUAUGGUCAGUGUCCCGACCUGCUCUGAUCCAAAUCACUCCAACCCUUCCCAGGCCCAUCAAUAGAACAAAUUUUAUAAAGGUCUUAUUCUUCUUUCUUCCUCAUCUUCAUUCUUCUUCUUAUUCUUAUUCAGGCUUACUCAGAGUUUCAAGUCUGACUAAAAGUCAAUAAAAUUAUUGGGUUUAGGAUGGAUAGUGGUCCAUUAGCUUUGGCUUAUGUAGUUUCUCAGUUAUUCUUGCUCAAAGAUACUUUUUCUGAUAUACUUAAAAAUGUAAAUUCAGUUUCUACAAAUAUGAUGGUUUAGUGCAGUUGUUCCAAACUUUUUUACACGAGGAUUCCCUUGCCCAUGUCCAAGACAAGCCAGGACCCCCAACCCCACAAAAACACACAUUAAAUGGGAUAAUUUAUUAACUUUACACAGACAUAUAGAGUUAUAACUUUUAUUUGGGUUGCUGAUUAGACUGUAAGGUGUGUCUUGGGGUCUUGUCCACAAGUGAGGGAAAGAUGAAGUGCAAGAUCUAUAGGUGGAUUGGUGCUGCGUCUGCAGGGAUACAGGCAUUGUACCGAUCUGUCAUGGUGAGGAGAGAGCUGAGCCAGAAGGCAAUCUCGAUUUACCAGUUGAUCUACAUUCCUACCCUCACCUGUGGUCACGAGCUUUGGGUAGUGGCUGAAACAAUGAGAUCGCUGAUACAAGCAGCCAAAAUUAGUUUUCUCCGCAGGGUGUGUGGGUUCUCCCUUAGAGACAGGGUGAGAAGCUUGGUCAUCCAAGUGAAGCUCGGAGUAGAUCCGCUGCUCCUCCACAUUGAGAGGAGCCAGUUGAGGUGACUCGGGCAUCUGGUCAGAAUGCCUCCCGGAUGCCUCCCUGGUGAGGUUUUCUGGGCACAUCCAAUAGGGAGGAGACCUAAAGGGAAACCCAGGACACGGUGGAGGGACUAUGUGUCUCGGCUGGCCAGGGGACACCUUGGAAUUCACCCAGAUGGAGCUGGCCCACGUGACUGGGGUGAGGGCAGUCUGGGCCUCCUUGUUUAAGCUGCUGCUCUCGCGACCCGAUUCCGGAUUAGCAGCCAAAGAUGGAUGGAUGGAUGGAUGGAUGGAUGGAGGGUGUGUUAUUGAGAUUUAUUAAUGUAAUUUUUACAAAUAAGUUCUCGCUAACCUCACAACCUCAGCACAGAGAGGGACCCCAGUUUGGGAACCACUAGCAGGAAUUCUGAUCUUCCAUUUUAUCAGAACUCUACGGCUAGGAAGAAGAGCAGCAAAUGGUAAUACACAACUUUUCAAAGGGGGGAAAUUAGUGUUAUUCUUUCCUAAUGGGCCAAAGAAAUGCACUAAUGGGUUGGUUUCUAUGUGGUUUUCAGCCAUUUAACAACAUGGAACUGUGGUUGCAAAGUUUUUUGCCCUUUCAGUGAAAACAUGUGACUCUAAUUGGGGAUUGCUGACAUUUUGCAUCAGUAAAAUGUCACUUUUUGAUAUAUUUAUAAAGAAGCAGUGUUGUUUUUAGCUUUCUAACCAAACAUCUGGGCUAUUGCUAAGGAGUUUGUUUAGGUCAAAGAGUUUUGCUGCUCAUUAAUUCUCCAUGUUAGCUAUUAAAACAAAGGUUCUUCAUGUAAAAGUUUGUAGGGGAGUAAUUAUAAGAAAACAUUGAUCCGUGUGUAACUCUCAAGAAGAUUUGGGGGUCUCAUAGGUCAUUUGAAGACUGAAUACGUAUCAUGUUUUAUCUUUGCUGCAUCCCUCUGGGAUUCCUUCACCACUGCCUGCUGUUGGAUGAGAGCUUACUUCCCAAAUGAAACCCGAGCUUUCCGAUUCAAAGUGCCCUCUACCAUCUCAUCGAGGAUUGGUUGAUUUUGCAUUUUAUCACUGUCUCUCAGCUCCAGAAAUCCAACCCAGUCCCCUCCCUAAAGCGCAAAGGGGAAACCAGACCCUGUCUUGCCCUGUCUGUUGUGCAUUGAGUUUGGCUGAACUGCUCUGCUACCUUUUUAGUACUUUAGCUGUAAAAACACAUCCAGCUGAAUCAGAGCUUAGCUUAGAUAUAGCUUUUGGGGGGAAAUGGGAGCUCCAGAGGAGGAAGAACCACGUCCGCCCUCCGACAUCACCGUGUUUGGGGCCAACUGUACUCUUCAUGGCCUGAGUCACAUCUUUUUGCCUGGUGGAGUGACAAUACGGCGCUUGCUUUGGGCUGCUGCAUUCUGCUCCUCGCUGUCCAUCUUCCUCCUCCAAGUGGCCGACCGUGUGAUUGAGUAUUACCAGUACCCCUAUAACACCAUCCUGGAUGAAAUGGACAGUCCCGUCAUGUAUUUCCCAGCAAUAUCCCUUUGUAAUUACAACAGUUUUCGAAAGUCUCAGGUCAGUAGGAGUGACAUCUUCUGGAUGGGCGCGAUGCUCGGUGUGGAAAAGGAUGACAUUGAUGAUUUCAUGGCUGCUUUAGGACAAGACACAGAUGGCAGCAAACUUCCCAGCAAGUCCUUCAACAUGUUAGAGUUUGUGCAAAGGACGAGCCACAACAUAGAAGAAAUGUUGCUGGACUGCAAAUACAGAGGCAAGGACUGUGGUCCGGAGAACUUCACCACAAUUUACACGCGUUACGGGAAAUGCUACACCUUCAACUCAGGGCUGGACGGCAACCCGUUGCUGACUACGUUAAAAGGCGGCACAGGGAACGGCUUGGAGAUCAUGUUGGACAUCCAGCAGGACGAAUAUCUGCCAGUUUGGGGGGAAACAGAUGAGACAUCCUACGAAGCAGGCAUCAAGGUUCAGAUCCACAGCCAGGACGAGCCGCCCUUCAUUGACCAGCUGGGAUUUGGUGUGGCUCCUGGUUUUCAAACUUUUGUGUCAUGUCAGCAGCAACUGCUUCAGUACCUCCCACCGCCUUGGGGAGAUUGCAAGUCCACUCCGAUAGACUCUGAAUUCUUCUCCACGUACAGCAUCACUGCGUGCCGCAUUGACUGUGAAACUCGCUACCUGCUGGAGAACUGCAACUGCAGGAUGGUUCACAUGCCGGGGACUUCAACAGUUUGCACACCUGAGCAGUAUAAAGAGUGCGCUGACCCAGCUCUAGACUUUUUGGUAGAGAAAGACAACGAUUACUGUGUGUGUCAGACCCCCUGCAACAUGACUCGCUAUGGCAAGGAGCUGUCCAUGGUUAAGAUCCCCAGUAAGGCAUCUGCUAAGUAUCUGGCUAAGAAAUUCAACAAAACAGAGCAAUAUAUUGGAGAUAAUAUAUUGGUGUUGGACAUCUUCUUUGAAGCUCUGAAUUAUGAGAAAAUCGAGCAGAAGAAGGCCUAUGAGAUUGCAGGGCUUCUCGGUGACAUUGGAGGCCAGAUGGGGCUGUUCAUUGGAGCCAGUGUUCUGACAAUACUAGAAAUAUUUGACUACCUAUAUGAGGUGUUUAAGGAUAAGGUUCUGGGUUACUUCAUGCGCAAGAAACGACCGCAGCGUUGUCAGAGCGACAAUCUGGAGUUUCCAGAGAACCCAACCAGCCCUGGUGUCACGCCUAAUCAUGCCCCCAGAGCACCUGUGAUACCCUCCGGAGUCACUCGGAUAGCCUCGGAUUCACGCCGAACAUCUUACCUCGUCACCCGACUUUAGGCAACUUCGAGGAGUUUGCAUGUUGACAACAUAAUGCAGGGUUUGGAGCUCAUCUGGAGACUUGACGGCAAACUGUGAAACAAUUUGUGUAUUUUUUUUAAAAGGGUUGAGUUUAGGCUCCGAAUAAGUACGGCUUAACAAUGCCUGAAUAGAAAUAGAAUACUGUCGUUAAACAACAAAAAGAGAGACCACUUCCCAAACAAAACUCAGGUUAAACUGCCAUGUCAAAGGCAUCAAUGUUGAUUUUAUUUAUGCUUUCUUUUAGAUUUGUUUUCUGUGCAGUAACUUUAGAGCCAACAAUCGGAUAAAUGUGUCCAAUAAAAUGGUCUCUGAACUGUG